Brugia malayi is the source of this 909-nucleotide messenger RNA. RefSeq lists its product as uncharacterized. The transcript has 6 exons. The coding region runs from base 1 to 909 and encodes 302 amino acids. Gene Ontology annotation, cellular component: cytoplasm. The record is from RefSeq and is a predicted model, not a curated record. Gene Ontology annotation, molecular function: carbonate dehydratase activity; zinc ion binding. Lineage: Eukaryota; Metazoa; Nematoda; Chromadorea; Rhabditida; Onchocercidae.
AUGCACCACAACGCGCUGUUUUUAACAACUAUUACUGUAUUUUAUGUUGCUGCACAUAAAUUUGGUUAUGAUGCAGAAGAUGGACCGAGCACGUGGCGAGGCGUAUGUCAAACUGGGAAGCGUCAGUCACCUGUAGACAUUAAAGCAUUUGAAAUAGAAAUUGCACCUUUAGAUCCUUUACAAUUUCUGAACUACGAUCUCACCGGUCAUAUUCACCUGGCAAAUAAUGGACAUACUGUGGUUGGUUCCGGUUUUGAAAGAUGGGGUGAGAAGCGACCGUAUAUCUCUGGUGGCGGUCUUAAUGGUACCUACCAACUGUCACAGUUUCACUUUCACUGGUCUCAACAAAAUGAUACUGGAAGUGAACAUACCAUUGCUUCAUUGCAUUAUCCUGGCGAAUUGCAUUUAGUGCAUAUCAAGAAUGACCCGUCUCCAGAUGAAGUGAACACCAUUGCUGUCGUGGCUGCAUUUAUAAAACUUGAUGAUCAUGCUGAAUCAUUGCACAAUCUUAAACCUUAUGUCCAUAAUAUCAAAAUGCCGAACACCGAGCUUGUGGUACCUGGUUUUAGUGUCAGCUCAUUGCUUCCAGAGCAUAGGGAAAAUUUCUAUAGGUAUGAAGGAUCACUGACAACGCCUGGUUGUGAUGAGGCUGUGGUAUGGACAUUAAUGGCGGAUCCUAUCGCAGUCACUCCAUCACAAAUGGGAGCAUUUCAUCAGGUGCAUUUUGCAUCAGGAAAGACUGGACACAAUUGGCGUCCAACACAACCACUCAACGGUCGUAAAAUACUAUUUCGCCCUUCAAUCACUUUAAGAAGUUUUAAAAGUGGUGGUGUUAUGUUGAAGCCAGUUUUCCAACCGCUUCUAAGUAUUUGGCUGUAUGGAAUAUAUCAUAUUAUUUCGUUUUUUUAG